AUGCCACCCCACAGUAGAGGGGAGUCCCUUCCUUCGGGUUUCUAUUCGAAGUCUACGCCCAAUUUGCCUACCUUGACGUCAUUUGAUGGUCAAAGUCGCGAUGACAGUGCCAUAGCAUCCCCUCCACGCUCGGCGACUCGUCCAGGAGCAACUCCUCUAUCGCCAAUAUCGAAUAGCGCUCUCUCCGAGGCGGCCUCUGUAGAGGAUAACCAAGAUGAAGACGAGGAUCCUUUCAUGGUGGAGGACGUAGUCAGCGAAGAUGAAGAGGACGAGGAGGAGCCAGCGCCUACGUCUCGACCAUUACAGACCUCUAAAUCGUAUAGUCACCUCCCGCGACAUACUGCGACAGCGCUGUUCCCGCCCUUCUACAACAGGCCUCCGACCCCGCUACCGCCGUCUCCAUCAUUGACCUCGCUACUUCGCCCCGCCUUCAGCCGCCCAACCUCGAGACCCACAACCCCAGACUCGUCGGAUGUUGAAGGAUAUACUAGAGCUGGCUCGCAUACCACAGGCACAAGCACACCCACGAACCUCGCGAGCUCGGCACGGCAUGCGCCGACGGUACCCCGGGCCUCGCCGAAAGUGCCUACAUACGAAUACUAUGGCUUUGCACUGUACCUGGGCAGCUCCGCCGCAUUCCUGAUGUACAUCCUCUGGGCAUAUGUACCAGCUCCGAUGCUGCACCAGAUGGGCAUCCACUACUACCCGAACCGGUGGUGGGCGCUCGCGGUGCCAUGCUGGCUGGUGGUGCUAGUCAUCUACAUCUACGUUGCCCUUGCAAGCUACAACACGCGCUACCUCACACUACCGCUAAGCAGCUGCGAGAACCUCGUCGAUGAAUGCGCACAGAUAGCCGUUGUCGAUCGCAUGACUGGGCAGAUAGUACGCGACCCGGUGCUAGUCACAGACAAGCUACACGACAAGGACAAGGAAAAAGGCACUAGAGCCAGUGCUCCUCCCAGCCGACGAAGCUCUUUCUCGGCAUAUCAGUUUAGCGCACAAGAUGAAGUGGACUGGAAAGGCUUCUGGAGCACGGGAACAGAUGCCGUGAUGGAUGUGCCAAUUGGCGGCGUCUGCGAGAUACUCUACGGCCGCGACAGAUGA
Messenger RNA from Alternaria conjuncta, 1104 nucleotides. RefSeq lists its product as uncharacterized. The coding region runs from base 1 to 1104 and encodes 367 amino acids. The record is from RefSeq and is a predicted model, not a curated record. NCBI's taxonomy places the organism in Eukaryota, Fungi, Ascomycota, Dothideomycetes, Pleosporales, Pleosporaceae. The transcript has a single exon.